Molecule: messenger RNA, 7148 nt
Organism: Mycena citricolor
Lineage: Eukaryota; Fungi; Basidiomycota; Agaricomycetes; Agaricales; Mycenaceae
Source: the annotation of a GenBank genome assembly
AAUCCUUGCAAACCAAUCCCGCCGGCCGCACCCUUUUUGUUCUGCACCGACACGUUGUCCCGAUUGGGAAACCGAUCACUCUCGUUAUUGUAAGUGGGUGAGAGGGGACGAAAGAACGCGCAAGCUCGUUUAUUGUGUAGAAGAGACUGCCGGGACUUAACCCGCUGCCCGGAGAACAAUUGGUUGAGGUGGGAUAUAAGGAGGGCGGGGUUGGUGGAUGAAGAAUCAGUUCGCACACUUUGCACGUCCCCGCCUUCCUCUGCUCCCAUACCGCAUUCCAGCGGCCUGCGAUACACCCAUCCCUCCCUCCCUGCGACACCCAUGGACACCUUGUGCACGUUCGACAUAUUCUCUACCGACGCCCUGUCUUCGAGCAGGUCGGAGGAGCGCGAUCAGCCCCAGCCCCAGCCCGUUGAUGAAGACACAUCGCACAGCACCAACGGCGGAUGCAUCAUCUCAUAGCGCGCGCAGAUCCCAGUCGCACAUCCGCGAGUUAGACACUCGAAACCACCGCAUCACUCUUAUCAUUCAUGUGUAUCACCACCACCGCACUUAAUUACCACUGAGGCAUCACUUGCCAUGGGGCGGACGUUAUUGUAGGCCACUGUACUGUUGCUUUGUUCGAAUUCUUGGAGGCAGAGGCGUCAAUUUGUGGUUGUAAUGAGCAUUUGUAUAUCUCGCUAGAAUAUUAUUGCAUUUGAGGGGGAAUGCAUUGGUGCGUAGGAAGAGGGAUCUGUCAGACGAUGCGCGGCAAUGACCAGGCGUGGUCGACUGUGGCGGGGUUGGGCAAGCCUGCCUCCGGGCCGAGGAACCGUUCACUGACAAGUGACAGUCGCUGCCGCUGGAUUCGUCAUCGCCUGAUGAUCGCAUCAGGAGGCAGCUCGAGUCUUAGCUACAUAGGUUCGGAGCAAGCCUGCUCCGGGCCGGCGAGCCUGUCCAAUUGUUGUGGCCCCAACAUGAUCAUCAUCACGAUGAUCAGUACAAAUAAUGAUGGUCAGGCUUGAUCCGAACCUAAGUCUUAGCAGCCUCGAGACCUGUCGAGACUGAUCCGACAGGUGCCUGGGAAUGUUGAGACGGCAUGAUCCGCGACACAGAAAUUUGAUCGCCAAUCAAACCGUCAACGCGUUAACAUCUCGGACGCGUCACCUUCGAAGCCCAACUCUAUCCUACUUUCUACUAUCCUCGGACGCAACCUCAAUACACAGACCUGAAUCAUGAGUGAAGAGGCGGACGAAGAGCUGCAGGGAUACCUCUCCGCGUCUCCUUACGAAUGCGAGACCCCCGCAGAGAUGAUCGCGAAACUGGAGUGGAUCGUGUCGAAGAUGCACAUCUUGAUCAAGACGAAGAACUGGGCUCUGAUCCUACCAUGGGACAUCGUGCUCGAGGGCUGGUUGCAUCAACACUACCCGAUUCCGAAAGCUAUGCGCGCCAAACUCGCGCAGCUGUACUAUGAGCUCAUGGUACUCCCCGGAAUUGACGCGCGGCUCAGCCGGAUGUGGGUACAGAUGUUCAUGCUCGUGAUCGACGCCAAGCCGGGGAUGCCGCGUAAGCUCGAGCCUGCCGACCUGCAGCUGUCCUGGGCACCGCUAUGGCGCGCACUCGCGAAGGAGCUAUGGCCCUCGGGGCGCAAGCGCAGUGACCUCAAGGCCCGGAAUACGAUCAACCUGCUCAUCUUCGCUGCUGAGCAUGCACGAGCGUACUUCCCCGCGUCGGAAAUCCCGGAUAUGCUCGCGACGAUGCUCCCGCUCACCACCCAGUCCACGAUGGUGGGCAUGUUCCCGGUGCUGGUCUCAUUCCUGCCGCUCAGUGAUCCGCAUCUCUAUAUGCCGACUCUCCUAUCCAUGUCCAAGGCCUGCAACUCCAUCAUCGUCGAUGAGCGUAUUCUUGAGCGGGCAGCUGAGCUUUCCGAGGCACACGCCGCUAGCUCUACCGCCUGGAAGGACAUCGGCAUCUGGUCUCAUGCAGAUUGGAACUAUCUGAUAGGAAAAGGGAUGUCUGCCAUUGAGGUUCCCGUCGGCGGGAAAGGCUCAUUAGGAACCGCUGCGAACGCUGACACCAGCCAGCGCUGGGCCACCAGGAUCAAGAAGACCAUCUCUCGUCAACAAUGUCUGGCAAAGAUCCUGGUGUACUCCAUGGCUGUUGACGGCGAUGCGCGGGACCACGGUGGAUUAGAGGGUGGUGCAACCGCUGGCUUCGUGGCCGGAAGCCAAGCGCUAGAUACGCUAGACCGGCUGCUGACUAGUGUCGAGACGUACUUCCAUCCGUCUAAUUCAGGGCCUUACACUGUGGUGCUGACCUCUUUCCUCACUCAUACAGCGAGUUACCUGUAUCAACGAUGGAAGGAAGAAGAGCUGCCCUCGUGUGAAACCCCCGCAAGCCACCGCCUGACUGCCUCGAUCCGGCGGGGCUUCGUCGGCAUCCUCCGAACGCCAGCUCUUUUGGCCAUGUUUUCGAAAGACCCGCUGUCGAUGGGCUACGCGCAAACAGCACUCAAGACCCUCUCGAUCCUCGAGCCAAACUUGAUCAUGCCUGAACUUAUCGACCGAGCAUACAAUGGUCUAGAAGUGGUCAACGAAACGCAUCGCACGACGGCGGUGCUGACGAUGCUCACGGCGAUUUCCCGCACGCUAGUGACCGAGCGCAUCUGGUUUCCUGGCCAGAAACACCUCGUGCCGCUGCUCGAGCUAUCUCUGCCGGGAAUCGACCUGAACGACCCGGUCAAGACCGCGUGCGCGACGACGUUCAUCGUCGCUGCUGUUCAGCAUAUCCGUGUCGGAGAUCUCUCGACACACGCCUCUGGGCUGCCGCUUGUCGAUGAAGAGGCGAUGGACGUCGACUCGGACACUACGCCGUUCCCUGCGGGUAGCGAGAUGGGCGAGGUCCCCCAAUUGAGUCGCACAGACGAGCGCGCGUUGGUGCGGGACAGCACGGCAGGAUUUGCGGAUUGGGUUGUAUCAUUGUUCAGGAGGGUGCUCGCGUUGUUCGAGAACUUACCGGAGGAAGGCGGGCGCAGAAACACCACCGGGGGCAAGCAGGAAGAGACGGUUCUGAGCAGUAUCAAGAGCAUGAUGGACAUCGUAUGUCUGCACCUGUCGGACCACCUGUUUGAGCUCGUACUGCGGCUGGUGUACGACUAUGGGACGACUAACGCGAAAUCCAACGCUGUGAGGGCGUUUGGCCAACUCGUGGGGUGUCUGGCCCGGGUUCAGCCCGAGCAGACCAUGGCCAAGUUUCUGCCGUUCUGCAUCGCCCAGGUUGAAGAGGAGGUCAGGCAUGGGGCAUCGAGUGUGCGGACGACGUCGUCCAGUGCGGCGAUUCCGUCUGAUACGACAUUGCAUUGGAACAUGAGCAUCCUUCGAGGCUGCUUGUCCUACGGCGGGCCCGCGAUUCUCAAGUACAAGAAGCAAGUGAUCGAUCUCCUUAUUCUCUUGACGGACAAGACGAAGGGGGAGCGCGGAUACAGUGGGACCGGACGCAUGUUGUCGCGGAUCCUCAACAACGUCGCGAGCAUUUACCCGAUCAACAACCGUUUCGUCAACUCGGAUGAGUGGCAGGACCCGGCUUUCGAGAAGGAUCACAACGCUCACUGGGGCAAGCUGUACGAAGCGAAGGACGUCAAGGUUGAGUGGCAUGUGCCGUCUGAUGCUGAGAUCGAGUUCGUUCUCGAGAUACUCGACACUGUUCAGAAGCCGCUGGUGGAAAAGUUGGAGGAACUGGUGCCGAAGACCUCAGAAUGGGACGGCGAGGCCAGAAACGACUUCUGUCGGUAUCUCUUUGCGUGUCGGUCCAUUUGGGCCGGGCUGCCGACCCUUUACAGGGAGUAUCCCCAUUUGAAGAACGUUGUCGCUCCUCUGAUCAGGGAGUCGGAAGUCACCGGGCUCGUCGUCUCGAGCUUGAAUCCACACGCCGGCUUUACGCUGACGGACCCGGCCGAUCCACGGUAUCAGAAAGUCCUCGCCCAUCGGGAGCGUUUUGGCGAACUGAUUGUGAAGGCGUCUUCCGCCUUGCGCCAGAAGGCAUCCGGGGACGAGAACGACCACAUCGAUGCUGUCAUGGGCGUCACGCGUUCGAUGGAUGUUUACUUGCUCAGCUACGGCACGCCCAAUAGCACACUUGAAUCGCUCAUCAAGAACUACAAGCAGGCCCGCGAUGCAAAUCGAAUCUGGGUGCGGGAAAAGGCCAACUCGCGGCUGGUGUUCGUCAAGCGAGCCCAGAUGUACCACAACCAACGUUUGGCGCUGCAAACCGUGUUUCGGCUGCGCUCUGAGCUCGACGACAGAAUUAUCGUCGAGCUGGUCGAGAUGUCGCUCUCCUCUUACACGCGGAUCCGAAGACAGGCGCAGGCGGUCUACUACAUCCGUUUUUUGAGGUAUGUACUGCCGAUUAUGCUGGCUGCCUUGGGCAAGGGCAACGAUCCAGACCGCAUGAAGGGCUCGCUGUAUGUUCUGGCCGACAAGCCCAUCAUGCUGCAUGCUCUAUCGGAUGUCAUCUUGCAGGGUGAUAUGCACCGUGCUUUGCUGGAGUGUCAGCACGAGGAGAAGCCGUCCAUCCAGAAACUGGUCACGGAGGUCGCCAAUGAAUUCAAGGCCCACUUCCGAGAAGAGUCCGGGCACUCCGACUCGUAUACGCUGCCAACCGAUCGCGUUGAGGCGGCUCUUGCUGAGCUGCAGAAUGAAUUCACACCUGCGGUAAUUGACAAACCGCUCCUCGACGAGGCAAUGAGCAAGACGCCCAAGCGGGUGGCACUGCAACUUGAGAUGCACCAGAAGACGGUGUCGUCGAUUCUGGAAAUAGCGCAGCGGCCCCUGACCCAUUGGCGCUAUACGCAGAUCGCCGUGCGUUUCUUGACAUCGCUUUUACGGCGGGAAAUGCCGGCGCCAGCCCAGGUCGCACGUUUCUUUGUCCAGAACUCGGUCAGCCCGCAAAACACCAUCCAGUCCACGGCCCAAAUGGCCAUCGUUAAACUCGCGCUACACGUCAAGAUGCGGACAUACGCCAAAUCUCCUGAACAGCUCUGGUUCGAGGAGUGGGACCAUCCAGUGGUCAAACACAUCCCCGUGGCCGACCCGAUGACAUUCCUGGGCCGCCUCAACACCGCGCCUCGCGACUUUUUCGUGGACAAGCUUGAGUCGGGAUUCCUGCUCUGGACACCGACUGUCCGGGCCUACUACUCUGGGGAGGAGCAGCAGCAGCCGGUCGCAUGGGAGUCGGAGUCGCUCGAUACGCUGCGCGAGAUUCAUGCGCUGGUCACGCAGGACGACUACUUUGGCAAGCUUGCUGCGCUCUGGAGCCAGGAGUCUGUUAAGAACACCGGCUCGCUCGGGAUGCGUCCGGACAAUGUCUCGUACAUCAAGACACUCGCCAAGAUGUUCGAGGGCGGCGUUUUAGACGAACUGAUUGCGAUCACCGAUUCACUACUCGCGGACCCGGACAAGUUCAAGCAGCGCGCUGGGGGGGAGUUUAUGGGUGGGCUCUGGCGUGGAUCUAAGCACUGGCCCAAGUCCCUCUCGGAUCAGCUCUGGAAGUGGAGCAUCGCGAAGCUCGACGUGGUUUUCACGCAACUCAAGCCAGACACGUUUGGGUUCUGGAAAGUGCUGAUCACGAGUCAACUGCAAGACCGCGACCCCCGGCGUAAUCAACCGCUGAUCGAUUGGCUCCUCGCGCGACCGCUGGAUUUCUCUGGGGACUCUGUGUUCGAAAUGAGCAAGUCCCUCUAUCUCCUCGGCUUGCUGCCCGAUACGCUGGGCGAACGAUUUACGCGCGCAGACGAGACCACCCAACUCUUGUUUGCCAACAUGAAUAUCGGAUUCAAUGAGAUCCGAACCCACAUCUCGACCUACCUGCACGCUAUGAUGACUGGACAGUGGCAGCCGCUUUACCCGACGCUGCAAGCGCUGACCGGGGCGUGUGAGAGCAGCGCAGAUCCUUUGAAACUACGGGACUCCAAGUACGGUCCGCAGUUUGACGAGAUCCUCGUGCGGUUGGGUCAGCUGAGGGAGGAGCGACUUCCACCUCCGCGAGUCAGUCAGUCGGAGUACGACAAGAUCGGCUUGACUUUCCUGAGUCUGGUUUGGAUCUCGUCGUUUGGGACGUAUCCUGCGCUGAUAUUCCCGCACAUGGUGGACAUGAUGCCCGAGAUCCUGCGCAUGUCGGAGCUGAAUGACAGCUCGGAGUUGCAGCUGUAUAGCACGGGAGUGCUGUAUGUGGUGUCUGCGGCACCGGCGCCACCGCUCUAUGUGCCCGAAAUCUUGGGCAACUUUAUCACUGCCAUCAAAUCUUCGACGUCCUGGCGGAUACGACUCUUGGCGCUCCCGACUCUGGUGAUCUUCUUCUACCGAAACCUGAUGACCAUUUCCACGGAGGGCGUAUCCGAGGUGAUGGACGUGCUGCUGUUGUGUCUGUCGGACGAGAACGUCGAGGUCCGACAGAUGGCGUCCAACGUGCUCUCAGGCGUUGUGCGCUGCUCACAGCGGGCCAGUAUCGUGCCGCUCAAGAACCGUUUCCUCAAUCUAGCGCGGAAAACAGUGCUUCCGGCGAGACGUGAUGCGGAAUACGCCAAUGCGCUGCGGUCGCUGCAUUCGGCGAUCCUGGGCCUCUGUGCGCUGAUUGAGAGUUUCCCAUACACCGUGGAGCCGUGGAUGCCGCCCCUGACCGACGUGCUGGCGGCGCAUGCGACGGAUCCGCCGCCGAUCUCGACGACCAUCAGAAAGUGUGCGUCGGAGUUCAAGAAGACGCACCAGGAUACAUGGCACAAAGACCAGCUGUCGUUCGGCGAGGAGUAUCUUCAGAAUCUGUCCACCAUGCUCGUGGGUACCAGCUACUAUGCUUGAAGCAGGCUUAGAAUAUGUUUUUACAGUAUGAAAUCAAGUGUAGUAUCUGCUUUAGUAGUGCAGUGUGUCAGUGUUUCAAUUUAUAUAAAGUUGGCUGGGACAUCUUCAACUUGCAGGGACUUCCCCAGGUGAGAUUGGGAUGGUGCAUUGCCAGUGCUGGUGUAGGCACAAAUGAGAGUGGGGAAGAAAUGGAGUGAUGGUGAAAGGUAGAGUAAUGAAUCAUAAUAGAUAGCAUUGAUCAGACAAACUGGAAAGCUGUAGGAAGUGUUGGGGAUGUUGUGCUCCUUGGGCCCAUGACCAUGCACAUGACCCAUUGUG